Rhizoctonia solani is the source of this 5538-nucleotide messenger RNA. Its product is annotated as UvrD-helicase domain protein. Lineage: Eukaryota; Fungi; Basidiomycota; Agaricomycetes; Cantharellales; Ceratobasidiaceae. Bases 1 to 5538 code for a protein of 1845 amino acids. Gene Ontology annotation, molecular function: ATP binding. The transcript is spliced from 30 exons. The record is from RefSeq and is a predicted model, not a curated record.
AUGUCAACGCCUUCUUCCUGGCGUUGGCCAGUUCUUCUCUCGGGGCGAGCUAUCGGAGAACUGAGGCAGCUCAUAGAAAACCGUAAAACACUUGAAAUUAUUCGAACCAAGCUCAAGGAGCUUUCCCGGGCGCAGUUUACGACUGACAAUUAUCUCGUCGUCCGGGGUACAGAAAAUCAUAUCCCGGUCUUCAGAGCACGCAUGAGCGUUGACCUGAGAAUUAUCUAUACAAUCGAUUUAAUAGCAGAUCCCGAAGGCAAAUACGAUUGCCAAACCAUCAAGGUUUUUUCUGUAUCUACUCGGGCUCGUAUAUCAUAUGACUUUUGGGUAAAAGUCUCCAAGUAUUUGGUAAGACACGGUCGAGAAUAUCGGGACCGAUGCACUCGGCGCGAGUAUGUACAAACUGCAGAUGGCCCGCUCAAUAUACCGGCGAUGUUUGGUCACAAAGAAUAUGUCCUUGCGGGCCCAGAUAGCGAGUAUCGUCUAGACGAUGAUGAAGCCCCAGCGUCCGAGACAGACAUGAAUGAGCUUCAUGAAAUUGUAGCCCUUGAAAAAUUCUCGCCGGCUACAAAGUCCUUGUAUAACUCUGAUAUGGAAGCCGUCCUCCCUAUGGCCCUGAACCCCGACGAACGGAGGAUUGUACGUCAUCAUGGGACGUCCAUAGUGAUUGGCCGUAGUGGCACAGGGAAAACGACCGCGCUAAUAUACAAGAUGAGAGCAAAUGCUCAGCUCGGCUUGCGGUCCGAUGAGCUACGACCUACUCGACAACUUUUCGUAACUCGAUCCAAGGUCUUGACCCAGCAUAUAGCUAGGAACUACCAAGGAUUGAUUGAUUCGAGUGAUAUCGCAAACAAAUCGACACAGGAGCUUGAAGCAAUGCGUCAAGAAAAUCAAAAAUACCAAAGCCGGGAGCUGGUUGAAUACGACAACACGGUUGACCUACGCGUUGACCUUCCGCGUCGUUUUAGCGAUCUCAAAGAUAGCCAUUUCCCGUUAUUUGUAUCAUUUGAUAAGCUGUGCGAAUUGAUUGAAGGGGACAUAUUUGGUGCUGCAGGUGAAGAUGCAUUAACUUCUGCAAGGACUCGCGCCCAACAUAUCAUAUCAUUCAGCGACUUCAAACACAGAUACUGGCCAACGUUCAGCCCUGGGCUAACACGCAACCUCAAUCCAGCGCUGGUUUUUUCUGAGAUACUUGGGGUAAUCAAAGGAUACGGCCGUAACUUAACUAUGGAUGAAUAUCUAUCGGAGUUGAGCCAUAAAAAAUCACCGCUUCUUAUGGGUGUUCGUGGCCAGGUAUAUGCAAUCUAUGAAGAAUACACCAAGCAAUGCCGCCGGCGCUAUGAGAUAGAUAACGCAGACAGGACUCAAAAGAUAUUAUCGAGAUACAAGGUACCUGCCGAAUCCCGAGUAGACUACAUCUUUGUGGACGAGGUCCAAGACCAUUUAAUGUCCGACGUUUAUUUGCUCCAGUCUCUGUGCUCAAACCUAGACGGAGGAUAUUGGUGCGGUGAUACCGCUCAAACCAUCAACGUCGGUAGCUCUUUUCGAAUCAAAGACCUGAAAGCGUUUAUAUAUGAUAACAUGAUACCUAAGGAGGCUUCUCGUUGGCAGCGUAAACCAACGGCUCCAUUUUCUCUUUUCGAGCUUACUGUCAACUUCCGUAGCCAUGCAGGCAUUGUUCGUUAUGCCGCAUCCCUGGUCGAACUCAUCUAUACUUUAUUUCCAACUUCUAUCGACAUCAUGAAGCCUGAAUCCGCCAAGACGCCGGGCCAGUUUGUUCGCUAUCUUUUGGAUAAGAAGCCAAUCGAGCAAGCUACUGCGUUUGGUGCUCAGCAGGCUAUUAUUGUUCGGUCAGAAUCAACUGCUCAGUCCUUGAACAAGAGACUCCAAAAGCGCUGCUUGGAAUUUGACGAUAUACUACUAUAUAACUUUUUCGCCGAGUCGGAAGCACCCAGCACUGCUUGGAGUGCUAUUCGUAUGCUCUCAGUUCACUACGAAGAUGAGCGUGUUAGAUUCUCCAGGAUGGAAACGGACCUUGUUGUAUCACCCGUCUUAUGUUCCGAAUUGAAACAACUCUAUGUCGCCGUUACUAGGGCUAGACAUCGGUGCUGGAUAUGGGACUCUGGGGAGACAAUUGAUGCUAUGAAAGUGGUCUGGGAAGGCCUGAAAUUGAUCACUUGUUCAGAUUCCCUCGAUUCGCUGAGCAAAUUUGCAGCUUCCACUAAGGACCUUCGACAGUGGGCCCAGCGUGGACAGGAGUUCUUUUCAACUGGCUUGUAUGCACUGGCUCAGUCGUGCUUCGAGCGCGCUGGACAAGACAAAGAAGCCGCUAUUGCCAACGCGUACCAUGACAUGACAGAAGCAAAAAACAUUCAAGGCACUGGGAGCAAGGACGCUCUUGUCAAGGCAGCCAAUAAAAUGGAAAAAUGUGCCAAAUCCGAGAAGUCGCCGCACACCGCGUCUACACUUUGGUAUCAUGCCGCUACCUGUUGGCACGGAGCUCAAGACCUAUACGGACCUCCAAAGCAUAUUGUCGAGGAGGCUUUUAUGAUCGAGCUGCAGUUGUUUCUUUUGAAGCUCAGAACAUGGAUGAGUAGGAUAGAAGAGGUUGCGUCAGUGCAUUUCCUGCGCGAACGUAGAUAUGACGAUUUGCAAAAGCUCUUCAAGGGUGAUCUAGAUCGGUGCAUUAACUUAGCUCGCUCACUUCGUUUUCCUACUCAAAUAAAGGAGCUCCUUCAAAGAAACCAAAAGUUUGAAGAUCUUGCCAACGAAUACGUGUCUGAUGGGCUACCCGUCCAGGCUAUAGAAUGUCUCCUCAAAGUUCGAAAAGCAUCAACUCUUCAGCGAUCCAGGGAGAUCGUCUCUGGCUACCUGUGGACCGUUUUCAGUCUGGAGGCUAUUCGAAACCCAGAGUCCCUUAAACGGGCAGAGGAUUUGAUUGAUAUAUGCGCCACUUUAGAUGGACUAUCAGAUCCUGCGGCUCGCUAUGAUAUUAUGAUAUUCGCGACAUUACUUGGUCAUCAGACCCCUGCUCUUGAAUUGUUUGAUGACAUUCGUGCAAAGCUGGACCCAAACUUUGAAGAAGAAAGAAUUCGGCUAACACUAAUUUAUCAUCACACACUCAAGCCAAUCGAUCGAGUUUAUGAUUCAUGGGAGACCUUUUCGACAUAUCUUCGGGCCUGGUCCCAGUAUUUAUCACACAUUCAACUCCUAAGGGAUUUACCCAGUCCAAGUCGGAAUUUUCAGGCCCGAAAGAUUCUAGGUCUUGCCCAGUCGUCAACAUCGGGUGCUAAAGACAACGCGUUCAUUUCGAUUCCAAACGGGACGUUCUUGCAAACCUUUUCCGGGAAAGGCCGAACCACAAAGAAAGGCUCUUCGCGCGACCUACUUUUGGCCACCAACGCUGCCGAUGCAUGUAUUAGGGAAGCCCUUGACGAGCAUACCCAGCAGUGUCUCAAAGAUCUUAAUACACACUUGCUCGGGACUCCUUGGAUGCAGCCUCUCUCGCUCAUACGGAAUAGUGAUUUGACUGCUUCUCCGUCUGAUCCAACUUUGCAUGAUUUGUUCCCGGCACUGGAUUUAGCGUUAUCUUCCUUGGAGUUAGUCAAAGGGUACAAGUUCAAAGUCACAGCCACUAAAUUCAGUGAUAACGAUAUCGAUAAUAUUCAAACGGCCUGGCUCAUAAGACUCUUUAACAUUGUGUUCCCGCCUACCGGUUCGGUCAACCGCUCUAGUCUCGAGUACCUGAAACCUGGAUCUUCAACCUUAUACGCUUGGACUAACGAAGCACUAGAGUCACUAAGUCCCAACAAGCAUAAGCAAAUGUUUGCGACGCUCUUUGUGGCUUAUCUCUCUAUCUCUUCGGAGCUCCUUCCGGUUCGCGAAGCAUCCAAAACUGUCCAGCUAUUCAAGCCUAAGAAAACUCCCGUGGGCUGCCCUCCCAGGCCUGACCUUUUUGCAGCUGACAUAAUUACACUGCAUCAAACCGGAUCUCUCGGGCAACUUCAUAAAGUAGUUAAUGCCAUAGGUCGGAUUAUUGAACAGGGAUGGGCAAUUGAUGUAGCGGUACUAGUUCACUUGAUCGAAAGGACAACGCGAGAUUUAAUUCUGGCAGAGCGCGCCAUCACCACAUGGUCCUACUGGGGUUAUUCUGGGCUCGUGAUUCCGUUAAGCUGGGCAUCAAGCUUGACUAUGCACGCAAAGUAUCCACAAACACUCAGACAUCAGCCUAUUGGAACCUUUGUCCACCGUUUGCGGUUGGUCUUAAUGGAAUUGUUGCGUGGCAUCCCUGACCGCUGGAGGAUGUUAAACGACGCACUUGGCGAAUAUGAUGUUCAGUCUCUUAUAUCACGCUUAAUUUGGGCAACCAGUCUAUUGGCGAUCAAUCUUCAUCCUGCCCAUCCUGUGCUACCAACGGUGUUUGGUACGCUUCGAGAUGUCGGAAAAGAACGAGGGGGUGUUCAAAUGCCACUAACUGACGAAAUAAUGGCACUGGGUAUCAAUCCUGAUACAUUAUCAGUUAGCUCCAACCAGAGGUUAUGCCUUGAAUUACUCAUGAAGACACUGAUUCACGAAGAACUAGUAAUGCUUCUGGGUAAUGCUGGAGUCGCAUGCCCCGCAAAGCAAAGUCUGGUCGCGAACACGAUCACUUUCGAUAAUAUUCCCCACCUUCAGUCCCUUCUAUUCGAUAGACUCAACAGAGGGGCAGCCGACUGUUGUUCUCAAGAUUCACCGGAGCCAUUCAAUCUACAGAUUGUACCUGAUGGAUUAUCGGAGAGUCCUGUCGUAGAAUGCACGACAUACCAUCAGACGGAUGCCCAUAACAUCAACGUCUCCUUAUCUGGACCGGAAAUCGCCUCGGCCCUUCCUGAUUCAAAGUCUCCGGAUGAAGAUCAGUUGCUUGAAGACGAGGUUUUGGAAGAAAAAUUAACGCCAGAUGAUGCAGCCCGUUGUAUUCAAGAAGCAUGGAAAAAGGCCAUCAAACGACAAGCGCAGCGACAUCGCCUGCAUGAAUUCUCCGACGAGGGUCGUCUCUACGAAUUACAACGCCCUCAUUUUCCGAAAGCGGGUAAAUCGGCCGAACGAAGGGAUGUUUUGGCCCUGCAUCUCAUUAGAGGGCCGUGCCUAUCUAUCGUCUUGGGGCUUCAAAUGCUAGUUGAAGAGAUGCGCGAGUACCUUGAACAUAUUGACGAUAACCUCAAGGAAGACAACUUGAAACCUAAAGACGUGGAAGAGCUUCAGAAGAAGAACAAGAAGAAUCAACAAAAAGUCGAAGGUUACCUUGGCAAAGUGAGCGAAUGCCUGCCGCCAGGCAAAGCCCCCAGGAUCAUAAAACAAGGAAACAUUGGCGGUAUAAAAACCCAGACGAAAAAGGCCUGGGAUGUUUUCAUGAACGUUAAAAACUCAAAGACGGUGACCCAAGAUGAGGGCUUCAAGGAUGUCGAGAAAAGAUUGUCUUAUGGAAGAAACAUGAUUUUGAAGACGCUCGAGACAUCCAACGACUUGAAACGUCCCAAAGGCAAGGGGCGUGCACGAUAA